Chaetomium strumarium is the source of this 1006-nucleotide messenger RNA. RefSeq names its product Skp1 family, dimerization domain-containing protein. Bases 358 to 861 code for a protein of 167 amino acids. NCBI's taxonomy places the organism in Eukaryota, Fungi, Ascomycota, Sordariomycetes, Sordariales, Chaetomiaceae. Gene Ontology annotation, molecular function: cullin family protein binding. The record is from RefSeq and is a predicted model, not a curated record. Gene Ontology annotation, biological process: SCF-dependent proteasomal ubiquitin-dependent protein catabolic process; mitotic cell cycle. The transcript is spliced from 4 exons. Gene Ontology annotation, cellular component: cytoplasm; nucleus.
GAAUACGGUGAGGUAACCAUGAUGCCAGCAAUCACAUUUGAGCCUGAGCUUGGAGGUCCGUGCAUCUAGACCGCACCCACAAGCCACUCCACUUUUGAGGGCCCUUUCGAGGCAGCAGCCGCCACUCGCUCAUUCCACGCUAACCAAAGCGCCUUACCUGACCUCACACCAAGAAAGAUCGAAGCAUCAUUCUCUUCUCCUCAUAACAUCAGGUAUCUUAUUAGGCAGGGAAGACUCAGCAGACGAUCCGGUCCGAGCGCACGCUAUCUCAGAUUGCCGCCAGUGCAUUUACGCAAACUUAGCAGCAGAAGGCACGUUGCUUGCCUUGCACUGGGACAAAUAACGAGUUCACUCAAGAUGUCGGCGGAUAAGAAUCAGAAACUCGUGCUCACCAGCAAUGAGGGCACGAACAUCGAAGUCGAUCGCGUGGUCGCGGAGCGGUCCAUGCUCAUCAAAAAUCUGAUCGAGGACCUAAUGGAUGAGGCUCUCAAUAAUCCCAUCCCCAUCCCCAACGUCAACGAUCCAGUGUUGCGCAAGGUGCUGGAGUGGUGCGAGCACCAUCGCAACGAUGCGGUCCAGACCGCUGACGACGACAACGAUAAUCGAAAAAAGACGACCGACAUCGAUGAAUGGGACUCCAAGUUCAUGCAAGUCGACCAGGAGAUGUUGUUCGAGAUCAUCUUGGCAGCAAACUAUCUCGACAUAAAGGCGCUGUUAGAUGUCGGCUGCAAGACCGUUGCGAACAUGAUUAAGGGCAAGUCCCCCGAAGAGAUCCGCAAGACGUUCAACAUCACAAACGACUUUACCCCUGAGGAAGAAGAGCAGAUCCGUCGGGAGAAUGAGUGGGCCGAGGACCGUUGAUCUCACACACCCUUGGGUUCUAAUACCAAACACCCACUCUUUUGGACCUGCGCUUAGUGGAACUCAGCUUUAGCCGCGCCUUCCAGGUCCUUUUCUUCUCCGGUGCUGGUCAAAACCAUGGGACAAUCCACGGCGUUUUGGUAGU